AUGGCAGAUGACUGGCAGAAAGGCGACCAAACACUUGCUGGCAGAUAUUAUCAGGAGAAUGCAUUCAAAGCAACCACCCAAUGGAAUAUUGAGCCAUCGCCAUGGCGCAGCGAGAAAAUGUUAUGCGCCUUGCGCCAGCUCCCUCAUCAUAGUUACAAGUUACAGAGACUUACCCUGCUUAGUUCCUGUCUUCUCGAUAAAGAUAAGGGCGCCAGACCAGAUAUCAAUUAUACCAACGACAGAGUUCCUGCCAUUCCGCCAUUUUCCCCAGGCCCAAUCCAUUAUCCUCAUCCAGGCAGGGCAUGCGGCGGAGCACCAAGAGCUUCCACGAGGAGGGCAAACAAAAAUUUCAAGCGAUGA
Molecule: messenger RNA, 360 nt
Organism: Paracoccidioides lutzii Pb01
Exons: 1
Coding region: 1-360 (119 amino acids)
Source: RefSeq, a predicted model, not a curated record